CACUGUUGAACAUGGCUUCCUAAUUACUCUUUGGAUUAGAAAAAGUUCUUGAAACGUUAACCUCCCUCAGUAUAAGAGAAGUUUCAGUUAGGUGAUUAAAUGAAUAGGUGAGUUUACAGUAAGCAAAGUUAGACUAACCGUCAUAGAAGAUCUUAUGGGUUGUAUGGAAUGAGUUUCUUCCAGUGUUUUCAUACCCAACCCAAUGAACUAAGACAGUCUUUAAGCAUCUCCAAAAGCAUGGGGAACAUAACUUCCAGUUUUGUUCAACCAUACAGGUCUCCAGCAAGACAAAUGUUCUCUUUAAAGAUGAAGCAUCUACAUGUCCUUCAGAUGGUGCGAAGUGCGAACAUCUACCAGUAUAUACAGUGGAUGUUAAGCAGGAGUCAAUCAAAUGCAUUAGGGAAUUUUGGAAACUCUAGACAAACAUUUAAAAAGACUAGAGUACAAGAGCUAGAAAUGGCUGAUCUCACAUUACACAAAAAAAAAAAAAAAUCAUAUCCAGUAUUGAUACUCAAAUAACUUAAAGAGGUAAGGAUUAACCUCAGCACGGGCAGCACCGAUGUCCUUAAGAUAAAAGGGUAAUCAAGAAGGGCUUGAUGAUCAUAAUGCAGCUAGCAAUAGGAAACAGAGGCGCGUGAGUGACAUUAAAAAUUGCAACCAAGAUAUGAAACAAAAUUGCAACAGAGGCGCGUGAAGAACUAAUCUCUAUUAAAACGCGGCGUUUUAAUAUAAAGAACCUCUCUAGCUCUAUUAAAACGCGGCGUUUAGAGUCCCACUACGUUACGUAGCUUCUAUGCCACUUAAUGAACUAGCUUCUUCCGUCGUCGAGCUUACACGGAGAUGCGUUUCAACCACCGCACUAAAACGGGCGCGUCAGGUCCACGCUCUCAUCCUCACCGCGGGGGCAGCUCACGACUCCCCGUACGCAAGCAACAACCUCAUCUCGAUGUACGCGAGGUGCGACUCUCUAGAACAAGCGCGGAAGGUGUUCGACACAAUGCCUCACAGAAACGUGGUUUCUUACAACGCGCUUUGUUCAGCGUAUUCCCGGAGCCAAAGCCACGCAAGUUACGCUUUUGAUCUGAUAACCCGUAUGGCGUCCGAGUCCUUGAAGCCUAACAGCUCGACUUUCACUAGCUUAGUGCAGGUCUGUACUUUGCUUGAGGAUGUUGUAAUGGGAUCGUUGUUACAUUCUCAGAUCAUAAAGCUUGGAUUUUUAGACAAUGUGGUUGUCCAGACAUCGGUUUUGGGGAUGUACUCCAGCUGCGGGGAGUUAGAAUCUGCGAGGAAAGUCUUUGAGUGUGUAGAGGGUGGAGAUGCGGUGGUUUGGAACACGAUGAUAUCUGGGAGGUUGAGAAAUGGUGAGAUAGAAGAAGGGCUUGCGCUGUUUAGAACCAUGUUGAUGUCUGGUGUUGUUCCAACGCAGUUCACGUAUUCGAUGGUGCUCAAUGCUUGUAGUAAGCUGGGAAGCUAUUCAUUAGGGAAACUAACCCAUGCCCGGAUAAUAGUCUCGGAUGGUUUGGCUGAUUCAGUUGUUGAAAAUGCACUUCUUGACAUGUAUUGCAGUUGUGGGGAUGUGAAGGAAGCGCUCUUUGUGUUUGAGAGGAUUCAUAACCCAAAUUUGGUUGCAUGGAACUCGAUUAUCUCGGGUUGUUCAGAGAAUGGAUUUGGAGAGGAAGCGAUUCUUAUGUAUGGAAGGUUACAGAGGAGGUUCACACCGAGGCCGGAUGAAUAUACUCUCUCUGCUGUUAUAUGUGCGACAGGGGAAACAGAGUGGUUCAUUCAUGGAAAGCUUCUCCAUGGACAGGUAAUGAAACUAGGAUAUGAAAGGAGUGUUUUUGUUGGAACAACGCUCUUGUCUAUGUACUUCAAGAACGGGGAAGCUGAAUCUGCUCAGAAGGUGUUUGACGUGAUUAGAGAGAGGGAUAUUGUUCUGUGGACUGAGAUGAUAGUAGGGCAAUCGAGAGUAGGAAACAGCGAGUGUGCUGUCCAACUCUUCGUUGAAAUGUACAGAGAAAAAAAUAGCACUGAUGGUUUUUCCCUGAGCAGUGUCUUGGGAGCGUGUUCAGAUAUGGCAUCGCUAAGACAAGGUGAAGUGUUCCAUUCCCUUACCGUGAAGACAGGAUUUGAUAGUGUUAUGUCGGUAUGUGGAGCCUUAGUAGACAUGUAUGGGAAAACUGGAAAAUACAGUGCUGCAGAAUCAGUAUUCUCUCUUGUUUCGAAUCCAGAUUUGAAAUGUUGGAACUCAAUGCUAGGAGCUUAUAGUCAGCAUGGAAUGUUAGAAAAGGCUCUGAGUUUCUUUGAACAGAUCCUACAAAACGGUCUCACCCCUGAUGCAGUAACGUACUUAUCUCUAUUAGUAGCCUGCAGCAACAGCGGAUCAACUCAGCAAGGUAAGUUCCUGUGGAACCAAAUGAAGGAGAGAGGCAUCAAAGCCGGAUUUAAGCACUAUUCUUGCAUGGUGAAUUUGGUAUCUAAAGCUGGGUUAGUAGACGAAGCACUGGAACUGAUACAAGAAUCUCAUCCUGUAAACAACAACCAAACAGAGCUCUGGAGAACUCUGUUAAGCGCAUGUGUCAACACAAGAAACUUGCAGAUGGGACUAUACGCAGGUGAGCAGAUCCUGAGACUUGAUCCAGAAGACACUGCAACAUACAUACUACUAUCGAAUCUUUAUGCGGUGAAAGGGAGAUGGGAGGAUGUUGCAGAGAUGAGAAGGAAGAUUAGAGGAUUAGCUUCUGCUAAAGAUCCAGGAUUGAGCUGGAUUGAAGUGAACAAUAACAGUACUCAAGUUUUUUCCUCUGGGGAUCAGUCUAACACAGAAGUAAUACAAGUGCAAGAUGAAUUACAUAGGUUAAAGAGUAAUAUGUUGUGUAGAUCAUCAUCACCAUCCAUUGAUCAAGAUCAAUUCCUUAUAGAACCUGACUGUUCCCAUUAA
Molecule: messenger RNA, 2938 nt
Organism: Brassica napus (rape)
Lineage: Eukaryota; Viridiplantae; Streptophyta; Magnoliopsida; Brassicales; Brassicaceae
Product: pentatricopeptide repeat-containing protein At3g50420
Exons: 1
Coding region: 794-2938 (714 amino acids)
Biological process (GO): RNA modification
Molecular function (GO): RNA binding; protein binding
Source: RefSeq, a predicted model, not a curated record